Molecule: messenger RNA, 1257 nt
Organism: Symbiodinium natans
Lineage: Eukaryota; Dinophyceae; Suessiales; Symbiodiniaceae
Source: the annotation of a GenBank genome assembly
AUGUACAUGUGCCAGGAGAAGAGUGUCACCCAGCAAGAUUUCUUGGAUUUGAAAUCGAAAGUCGACUGGUUGGAGAUCCACGGGGCAUCCGCAAUGACCCGCAAGACAAUGUGGCUGGUGGGAGAAGGCUGCAGGUGCCCGUACAACUACGGCAAGCAGCAUCAAGUCAACGCCAUGACUUUUCCCGAUUGGUUCCUGGUCAUGGCCAAGCGUUGGCUUGGCUGCCUCAACUUGAAUGGCGAGGACGAUCGGCUGAUUCAGGACAAGGAUGCGAUGUUUCCAGACUGUGUGAACUUGAACCUUUACGAGACCGGUGAGCAUCAGGUUGCGUGGCACUCUGAUGACGAGCCCCUGUUCCGGGGAAAGUUCCAGGACGCCAGGAUCAUCUCAGUCACCCUCGGCGCAAGCCGCAAGUUCCAGGUGGGGCUCAAGGCGCCCAGAAGAGGUGGAAUCUUGAAGCCCGAGAGGGGCAGCGUGGCGAAUUUCAACUUGGGCCAUGGCCAGAUCUGCACAAUGGAAGGACUCUUCCAGAAGCACUACCUGCACCAGAUCCAAAAGGGGACCACACGCCAGCCUCGCAUCAACGCCACUUUCAGGUACAUUGUGGAGCACGCGGAGGGCUGCCCGCUGAGGCGCCUGGCGCUGGAGUCGAAGCGGGAGCUCAAGCAUCAGCGGGCGCACGCUGUGGUUGAGCUGACACUGUCCCAGUGGGAGAAAGGGCAGAGGAAGGGUCUCAUGGCCACCGUUGUGAAGGACUGGCACAAGUAUGCCGAGGUGUCAGCUUCCAACGGCCGCAAAGUCCGUGGCGCCGGAACGCUGGAGGAGAAGCUCCUCCUCGCGACUCUGCGACUUUGCCUCCAUGGAUGGCGCGGCCACCUUGGCGUGCUACGGGCUAGAGCCAGCGCAAAGGAGCUCCAUGAGAGCAUGGAGAUGCAGAGGCUGAACUUGGUCUUCGUGCUCUGGCGCCUCUGCAACAUGGAAGAGAAAAAAGAACAGGCUUUUGGCCAGGUGGCCGAGAUAAGCGCCAUAGCCUACGAGCUCCAACAGGCGCAGACUUCCUUGCUGGAAGAGAAGAUCUUACUCGAAGGCAAAGUCGAAAAGGCCUUCGAGGCACUCCAGAAAGAGCUUCAGACGAAAGAGGAAUUGGCAGCCGAGCUACGGGAAGCAUACAGCAAACAGGCAAUGUGCAGAGUCUGCAUCUUAUCUACUCUUUGCUUAAGAACCCCCUCUCCCCCGCCCCCGAAUAUUAUUCCUUAG